GGUCAAGAGUACUUAGACAGUGCCGAAGCUAUUCACGAGACUGUUCAUUAGUUAAAAGAAAAGACUGAAUUUUUCUUCUUUUCGGAGACGAAAGUAGCCGAUAAAAUUUCUUCUGGGUUGUGUUUAUUUUUGGAUAUAAACAACUAGAUUUAAUCCAAGUUUGAUGCUUUAGGUUUAACAAUGGCGGGAAUAGCGAUAGUAUUAGAUCUAUGGAGGAAAAACUCAGGCUUUUGUUCACCUCAGACCGUUCACUCUUCUGGAUUCCUCUCAGCUGCCGCUGCCGCUGCCUCCGCCGCCUCCGCCGUUCCUUUUGCCUCCCGCUUCUUGUUUGGCUCCCCUAAAUUUCCAGUUGCAUACUGUGAUGCUGGUGCUGCGAUAACUGAUGAAUAUAUUUCCAAUAUACAAAAGGCACCUGGAAUUUUUUUUCAGCAUGAUGCUAUUAAAUAUACUACUAAAGAGUAUGACAUCCAAUUAAAACCACUUUUCUCUGCUUUUGAGUUGAGGGCAUUUGCUAUGACCUCCUUGAGGUCAUUUUUAAUGUACUAUUUGCCGCUGUUGGAGGCCACUGUGAACACAGAAGAGGAUGAUGAGGACUUCCUGCAGGAAUCUCAAGAAGAACGUCACGUGGAUCUGGUUGUUCCCUUUAAAAAAUCAGUGAAGCAAAUUGCCCGUGAGACAACUGUUGUAACUACUAGACGGAUUCUGGAAAGACUUGCUGUCCACUAUGUUUCACAGCGGACUGCAUGGAAACUUCUCAAAGAUGCUCCUAAAUCUGCUAUGCGGAAGGCUGAAAGAGGACUGCCUACUUUCGUUUACUUUGUCAGAGUUAGCAGAACUACUUUUAGAGGACACUUUUUAGGAGUUGCAGCAUCAUGGAUUGUCCAAAUUGGUAUUGAAGUUUACCGGUCUAUUUCUCGCAUUAUGAAAUCUGGAGAAGAGAGUGAUGAUAAGGUUGAGUCUCAAGAAGCAAAACUUCUUGGGAAAAAGGUUUUUGGUGUUACCAUCAGGUGUGGUUCAUCUCUAGUUUUCGCUUCCAUUGGAGCAGGGAUUGGUGCCACCAUUGUUCGCCCUUCGAUUGGUCAGUGGAUAGGCUGUGCUGUUGGUGAUUUGGCAGGACCAAUAAUUGUAACAUUUUGCCUUGACAAAGCUCUACAUGUAGACCUUUAAAAUGAUAAACUGACAGACAUUUCUUCCCUCCUAUUCGGGUUGUACUGAUAUACAAUAGUUCUUUUUUUGAGGACAUUUCAUAUGAUUCUACCUCUUCAUUUGGUAGUUAUUAUGAUCAGGUUUUGAAGCACAAGCUGCUUCUAAAGCUAUUCAUCAAAAGCUUCCCAUUUUUUGAGGUCAUUAUCAUUUUCACUGUUGACAAAUUUCAUAAUAAACCUUUUUCCCAUUCUGAUUUA
This is a messenger RNA of Mangifera indica (mango), 1403 nucleotides long. RefSeq lists its product as uncharacterized. Lineage: Eukaryota; Viridiplantae; Streptophyta; Magnoliopsida; Sapindales; Anacardiaceae. Bases 181 to 1167 code for a protein of 328 amino acids. The record is from RefSeq and is a predicted model, not a curated record. The transcript is spliced from 6 exons.